UGCGCCCAAAAUCUUUGGAGCCAAGCAGCUCCCGCAAUUCGUCAAAUACGCUAAAAAUAGCCCGUAAUAAGUCUAAUUAAACUAAGUUAUAGUUCAUAGAGUGAUACAAAGUCAAUUUUAAGCUACAGCUUCUCAGUGCAAUAACGUGUUUAUGUUUACAUAAGCAAUCGGCAACAUCCAAGACAACAACAACACCAUCAAAAAUGACAAGCAAGCUACAAGAAGGCAUCCUAGUCGGAUGCGGUAAUCCGUUGCUGGAUAUAUCGGCGACCGUGCCUAUGCAUUUCCUGGAAAGAUAUGGCAUGAAAGAGGAUGAUGCCAUACUGGCCGAAGAACGACAUAUGCCCAUCUAUCGUGAACUGGCCGAGGACUAUCAGGCAGAAUAUCUGGCCGGUGGCUCGGUCCAAAAUUCAUUGCGUAUAGCCCAAUGGAUAAUUGGACAGCCCAAUGUCGCCGUCUUCUUUGGCUGUGUGGGCAAGGAUAAGUUUGCGGACAUAUUGAGGGAGAAGGCACGCGCCGCCGGUGUUGAUGCGCAUUAUCAGGUGAGCGAAGACACGCCCACGGGCACCUGUGCUGUGCUCAUCACGGGCACGCAUCGCUCUCUCUGCGCUAACCUGGCGGCAGCCAACAAAUUCACCAUCGACCAUCUGGAGGUACCGGAAAACAGGCAUCGUAUAGAGAAUGCUUUAUACUAUUAUAUUUCGGGCUUCUUUUUGACCGUUAAUCCACCCAGCAUAAUGCGUGUGGCCGCCACCGCCCAUGCCAAGCAGCGACCGUUCCUAAUGAACCUCAGCGCACCAUUCAUAUCGCAAUAUUUCAUGACACCGCUGCUGGAAGUUAUGCCCUAUGUUGAUAUCAUUUUUGGCAACGAGGCGGAGGCGCACGCCUUUGCCACUGCGCAAGGUUGGCCCGCCGACAAUGACCUGCGUGAGAUUGGCAGGCGCCUGGUCGCGCUAGAUAAACUGAAUUCGGAGCGACCACGCAUUGCCAUACUCACGCAGGGCUGUGACCCCGUGCUGCUCAUACAGCACGAUUCGGUCCAGGAGUUUCCAGUGACACGUUUGACGGUGGAUGAAAUUGUAGAUACCAAUGGCGCUGGGGAUGCAUUCGUUGGUGGUUUUCUGUCGCAGUUUGUGCAGGGCAAGUCUUUGGAUGUGUGCAUACGCUGUGGCAACUAUGCGGCGGGUCAUAUUAUCAAGAAUCCGGGCUGCACGUAUUCCGGUUCGCCGGAGUUUGUUGAAUAAUCAUCCAGAGCAAAUAUCCACCCAUACACACACAUACACACAAACUACACACACAACACAAUGAACCGACAAACCUGUAAGAGGCAUAAGCAUUGCGCAAAUAGUUUUGCAACUACUGCAAAUAAGUUCGAAAAGUGACUAAGACAAUUUUGUUAACACUAAUAAUUAUUUGUACAUAUAAUCUACACUCACACACACACACACACACAUAUAUAUACACACACAGUUGGCAACGAAGAUGUGUGUUAUGCACGGCCUUGUGGUUUAUAUACAAUGUUAGAGCAAUAUUCGAAUUUAAAUUGAUAAUAAAAUACAAAACCCACAAAAACAAUCACA
Drosophila novamexicana is the source of this 1580-nucleotide messenger RNA. RefSeq names its product adenosine kinase (gene Adk2). The transcript is spliced from 3 exons. Gene Ontology annotation, biological process: purine ribonucleoside salvage. The record is from RefSeq and is a predicted model, not a curated record. Gene Ontology annotation, molecular function: adenosine kinase activity. Lineage: Eukaryota; Metazoa; Arthropoda; Insecta; Diptera; Drosophilidae. Gene Ontology annotation, cellular component: cytosol; nucleus. Bases 204 to 1244 code for a protein of 346 amino acids.